This is a messenger RNA of Psylliodes chrysocephalus, 2785 nucleotides long. Lineage: Eukaryota; Metazoa; Arthropoda; Insecta; Coleoptera; Chrysomelidae. The record is from the annotation of a GenBank genome assembly.
CGCCUCCAAGUUCAACCUGUCGAAUGGAAACCGAAAAUGUGAGGUUAUGUCGAAACGAAAAUCGUGUAUACAACGUUCUGUAAAAUCUAAAAAUAAGUAAGUCGAUACCGAUGCUGUAGAAAUGACCGAAUAUAGAAGUCCGUAAUGCCCGUCAUCCAAAAAUAUCUUAAUACUGUGAAGACGCACGAGUCACCACGAAUGUUUUAGUGUAGUGUCUCGAUGAAACGACUCCGGGCCGCGAGAAAUUCAAAAUUUUGAUUUUGGAGUUUGUUAGCGUCGGUCGUACACGAUGGGCGAAGUAUCAGACGCUGUUAAAAAGUGUUGCAACAUAUUGAAGAACUCUGGUAGUGAUACCGAAAAGUUCGCAGCUUUGUUUAUGGUUACGAAAUUAGUGAAAGGCAAGCACGCUACACCGAAUGCGAAAAAAGCUAUUUUCGAGUCUAUCGGUUUCGAUUUUCUGCGAAGAUUAUUGUUGGCUACGGAUGUUCCGGUCGAUUGUCCACCUUCCAUAUACAAAUCCGUUGCUCUAUCGAUAAUAUCGGUGUUUUGCAAUGAAGAAGAAUUGGCUACGAAAAAGGAAAUGUUGGAAUUCGCGCCAGUAUUCCUCGAUAUAGUGAAAACCGCCGAUGAUGCCGCGAAUGACGACAGUUUGAUGGCUAUUGGCGAAGCCUAUAACUGCCUAAAAGGCAUUGCAGCAUAUGCACCCGGUCAAAAAAAGCUCAUCGAAAGCCAGGCUGUAGAUAAACUAGGAGAAAUAUAUUCCCAAGGUUGUUUUCAAUCAGACGAAGCGCUCAACAUCAUGGCUGUCCUAAUCGCUAAAGAUCCCAAAUCCUGGAAUAAUAAAGACCCCAAAGCAUAUCAUGCCUUACUCAAUAAAAUCUCUGUAGACUUCGAAACGGAUCAAGAUAAAAGAAAAUUCGAAAUCUGCGAAGUUCUGCACGCUCUAGUAUUCAACUGUCCAAGAACUAACAUUCUAGAAUAUGCCCAAACCGAAAUCUGGCCCCAUAGUGUCUACAAAGGCUUGUGUGACAUCCUCCAAAGCAAAAUAGGUCCUGCUCAAAGAAAUCCAGCUCUUUUACUCACUUCCAGCGCUUUAGAACUGUUGGGAAUUGAAUGGAUAUUCACUGAUGAAGACAAAGGUAAACAAAUAUUUCUACUGUUGAUCCAACUGGCUGCCAUCGAAAUCAGAAUGCAAUUGGAGAAUAAAAACUUGAAAUCUUUAGCUGCACAUCAAAAUUUAAUAACAGCUUGUUAUUUGAUAUUAGAGUUGUGCAUAAAUUAUAUCACUGAAGAUAAAAUUGAUUUGGAAGAAAAAGAAAAACAGACUUUGUAUACAGGAUUGAAGGGGGCUUUUACUGCUAUCGCUGGAUUGAUGGGGAAAAUUGAUGCAGAUAAAUCCAAACCUUCAAACAGUGAUAAACUGUUUAUUUGUGCUACAAUACGGGUGUUAGCAGCUUGGUUAGCUCAAGAAACAACAGCAAUGAGACCACAGAUAUAUCAGUUACUCCCAUUUAUUCUUGAACUAGCUAAUGAGACUUUCUACGCCUGCAGAGAUAGAAGAUUGGCUGAGAAAUUAGGUACACCCCAUGAAAAUAACCCCUUGAGUAAUGUAGAUACUCUAAGAGUAUUUUUACCAGCUUUAUGCCACUUGGUUGUUGAAGAUGACGCUAGAAGAGCGUUUCUUAAAGUUAAAGAAGAAAAAGUGUUAUUAGACGUCCUAGAAUUCCACUGGACCAUUGUACAUUACAAAAGACCACCAGUUCCAAGAUCUGAAAGACUUAAAGCUUUGAAUACCCCAAUAACCUUCACUGCAGAGAUGCUUGAAGACCAGAAAGACUCCAGAGCGGCUAUGAUAAGCACCUGCAACAUUCUAAUGAAUUUAACUGUAUUAGAACCAAAAAUCGUCGACCAAUCUGAAGUUUUUGACAACUUAUCCAAGUUCGUUUUUGAAAAUUUGCCUGAAUUGAAGGAUAUACCUGAGAAUUUGGUGCUGCAUGGCAAUUUAUCAGUGUUGGGGUUGCUGUUGUUGAAACAGCUGUCAAAUAAAGUAAAAAAGAAUGAUUUUUCUUUAUGCAGAUUCAUCCAAGCAACUAUCAGAUUCCUAUGGGAUGCUUACACCAUUGAUCAAUCUUCGAGCGAUCCUUCUGAACUGGUGGUCGCCAUGGCUUAUAAAGAACAUUGGAUGGAAUUAACGGAUUUGUGGUACCUGGGAAUGCAAACUAUAUCUGGGGUACUCAAAGGCACCCCUUGGAUAUCAGAAUUUGCUAUAGAAAGCGGUUGGGCUGAAGGCAUUUGUCAAUUGUUGAAGAAAGUUAAACAUGGUGCUCUUCCACCUAACGUGAAAUCCGCUUUUGAGGACUUUUUGUGCCACCUUGUAGACGCGAACAACAGCGUUGUGGAGGUUUUGAAGAAAGCUGAUGCCUUGCAAGUGUGCAGAAAUCACAGACUGAUGGAUUUGGGGAAAAAAUUGUUUGGGGAUUAAGCGUUUGCAUUGUAGUUUUUUUUUUUAAUUAUUUGCUAAGUACUUUCUUUUUGUGGCACAAUAUUUUAUUCACUCAUAGAAUGUAAAUAGUUGAAUUUUGUUAUUAUUUAUUUUAAUAUUUGUGCCAUUAGAUUUAAAAAGGUAAACUCAAAAUAAAUGCUAAGCAAAAACAUGCUCAUUAAACUGUGUUGAAAAACUAAGUCUAUAUCUGCAUUUGUUUUUUUUAAGCAUACAUUUUUGUACAAUUUUUAUAAUAUGAACGCUCUUGUAUAUUAUUAAUAAUAAAACUAUUUAUAUAUUGUU